This is a messenger RNA of Cordyceps fumosorosea ARSEF 2679, 1620 nucleotides long. RefSeq names its product Zinc finger, N-recognin. The coding region runs from base 1 to 1620 and encodes 539 amino acids. The transcript is spliced from 3 exons. Lineage: Eukaryota; Fungi; Ascomycota; Sordariomycetes; Hypocreales; Cordycipitaceae. The record is from RefSeq and is a predicted model, not a curated record. Gene Ontology annotation, cellular component: cytoplasm. Gene Ontology annotation, molecular function: ubiquitin protein ligase activity; zinc ion binding.
AUGUCGUCUAAUGGCGCCGAAACGGAUGUCAUAGCCGCGCAAACGUCGAAGCGUAGCAACAGCUUCUCCAAUCAGUCGGAUACUUCGCAGACUGCUGCUGAGUUUAUUCGCAACCAAGAACUCCUCGAGGCCGAUGCGCGCGAAGCACUGCCAUUCAGCAUCGACAACUGCACCAGAAUCCUCGGCCCUCUAAAGCAGAGCAUCUUUGCGUGUCUAACGUGCAAUCCCGCGCCUGCGACCGAGGCUGAUUCGUGGACCCCUGCUGGCGUGUGCUACUCCUGCUCGGUCCAGUGCCACGGCGAGCACACCCUUGUCGAGAUCUUCCAGAAGCGCAACUUCACCUGCGACUGCGGUACUACGCGACUGCCAAGCACUAGCCCAUGCGAAUUGCAGACGAACGACGAGACAAACACGCGCGGCAACGUCCACUCACAGGAGCCCGACGUCAAUAACAAGUACAAUAAGAACUUUCGCAAUCGCUUCUGCGCCUGCGCCUGCGACUAUGACCCCUUUGAGCAGAAGGGCACCAUGUUCCAGUGCCUCGGGCUCGGCACUGAGGAGAGCGGCGGCUGCGGCGAGGACUGGUACCAUCCCGGUUGCUUGGUUGGCAUGGGUCCCAAGUGGUACGAGACCAUGACACCGAAGGGGAAGAAGAGCCAUGAGACGCGAGAGGACGGCAGUGGCCUGGCAGUCAUUUCGGAAGUCAAUGAGGAUGAGAGGCAGCCGGAGAAUGAGGGCAAGGAAAUGAUCGAGAGAAACACAGUGGAAGAGGAUGAGAACGCGGUGGAAGAUGAUGAAGAUCCACCAAUGCCUCCUGGCUUCCCCGAGGAGGAGGAUUUCGAUGGUUUCUUGUGCUACAAGUGCGUCGAGUCAAAUCCCUGGAUCAAGAAGUAUGCAGGCACCUCUGGGUUUCUUCCCGCCCUUCACCUCGACCCCGCAGCGGCAGAAGCACCCCAAGCGUGCACCGGCAACAAACGCAAGGCUGGGGACGACGAGGAACACGACGAUGCUAAACGCGUCAAGACUGAGGCCGAAUCAGCAUCCGCACCAGCACCCGCGCCCAUCACUAGCAGCGAGCUAACGACGGCCACCUCUCCCAGUGGGUGCAAGCUUCCAAACUUUGCUGCCGCGCCCACCGGCCGCUUUUCCCUCUUCUUCAAGGAAGACUUCCGCAAGCAGUUCUGCCGCUGCACGGACUGCUUCGGCAAGCUGCACGCGUUCCCGCAGCUCCUCGAGGAGGAGGAAGUAUAUGAGCCGCCCAUGUCCGACGGCGGCGGGGACGCCGCCUCGCGCAACGGCGGAGGCUCCACGGCGGGCAGCGGCAGCCUGCUGGAGCGCGGCGAGAGCGCGCUGCGCAACGUGGACCGCGUGCGCGCCAUUGAAGGAGUUAUGGCAUACAACCACCUCAAGGAGCGCCUCAAGCCCUUCUUCCAGCAGUUCGCCGAGAGCGGCCAGGCCGUGGGCGCGGAGGACAUCAAGGCGUACUUUGCCAAGCUGCGCGGCGACGAGCAGGCCAUCCGGGACGCGAGCGAGGGCGCCGCCGCGGCGUCGGGGUCCGGGUCCGGGUCCGGGCAGGACGGAGGUGGCGGUGAUGCACGCCGCGAGCAGGGAGGGUAUUGA